AUGACAUCCCUUGUAAACACCUGUGAUUAUGACAACUUUGACCCAAAUUGUUAUAUGGAAACCCGUGAUUGGAAUGCUACCGAAAACAAAGAGGAAAGGAACAUUUUUCUAUUUAACGUUGACGCCUUGCACGAAUUAUUUCAUUCGGGUUGCAUCAAAGGUCAAACGCUACUUGACAUAGGAACAGGACCGACGAUUCGCACUUUGAUUAGUGCAUCUAGUCAUGUGGAGAGGAUAUAUUUGAGCGACAUCAACGAACAAAACAGAGCUACACUGCGAAAAUGGUGGAGGGGUGAAAAACUGCUAGAAGUAGAACUGACAGAUUACAUUUUAAAGAAGGAAAAUGUAAGGCAUUCAGCAGAGGACAGACAACAAACUCUGAAAGGGAAAAUCCAAGAAAUUCUACCAAUCGACGUUAGAUCGAGACAUCCACUUCCAAAGGAAGAUGGACAUGGAAACUUUGAUGUUAUAAUAUCCAGUCUCUGUUUCGAGUCAGCUUCGCAGUCAAAGGAAGAAUACUGUGAGGUUGUACAGAACGUGGCUUCGCUGUUGAAAAUUGGAGGUCAUUUAGUCGUUUUGGGACUUUUUGACAACACCCAUUAUGAUGUUGGAAAUUACAGAUUUAUUUGUGCAUCAUUGUCACGUGACGUCAUUGAAAACAUAUACGAAACAAAUGGCUUUACUAUAUUAACAUUUAGUUCUAAAAAAAUGGAUACGUGCGAAAAGGUCAAGCCUUAG
This is a messenger RNA of Ylistrum balloti, 738 nucleotides long. Its product is annotated as nicotinamide N-methyltransferase-like. The coding region runs from base 1 to 738 and encodes 245 amino acids. Gene Ontology annotation, molecular function: N-methyltransferase activity. Lineage: Eukaryota; Metazoa; Mollusca; Bivalvia; Pectinida; Pectinidae. The transcript is spliced from 3 exons. The record is from RefSeq and is a predicted model, not a curated record. Gene Ontology annotation, cellular component: cytosol.